AUGGAGCUCGCAGUUUCGGAGUACUUUACUGUCGGCAAUAUAUUCUUGGCUAUUGUUUUCUUACUGAUUCUCAAUCAAUUGGUUGAACUGUAUCAGUUCAGGAACAUGCCACCAGGACCUCGUCUGACAUCCUUGCCUUUUGUGGGAAAUCUGUUGAGCUUUGCCUCACCGAAGGGUGCUAAACAAACAGAGCAAAUUUGCAUGUUAUGUUUCUUCGCCUCAGCAGUGUGCGUUGCGGAAAAUUGAAUCAUCCGUAGGAUGAGAGGUCGAAUUAAAAAGUACUACUAUAGAACAAAAUAAAAUUUUCUCAUCGAGGCGCCUUUUAUACUGCACUGGUUUAGGAAAUGACAUUUUCACUCUGCAAAUUCAGCCAAUUCAAAACACCGGCGAUUGAAACGCUUGACUGCAUCCUUGGUCAUACACAUAAUAGGGAUUAAUUACGCCGAUAAAAAUACACAAAUAGCAACUGCAAUAACGGUCCCGUUUUCGGAAAGCUCAGCUUUUCGUGGACGAAUUGCCGGAUUAUAUUAAGGGUUAGGCUUAGCUGCCUAUACAAAUAAGACAAAACUGCGUCUUUAGAUUUGAAAAGAGCGUUUCUGUAAAGCGAGAUGAUUGAGAGAUGUUAUUAUAAAUAAAAAGCUGCUAGAUGAUUGUGAGAUGUUUAUCGUCUUCUGUAGUGUCUCAGCAAGAACUGAAAAGAUGAAAUUUUGGUGUUUCCAGGCACAAAAUAAUUUGUUUCAAAGGUAUUCUUCUUUCUUUUGUGUAUGCUGCGUCCAAUAAUCUCUAAUGCAAAUGUCGAACUACGAAGAGAGGGGCCGAAAACUGUGGGAAGGAGGGUAAACGUAACGAUAUAAUUGACAUAAAUUUAGGCAAGUUAUACCUUAUAUCGGACACUUUAACUAUUAUAUUUUGUUUUCUUUAUGACUAAGCUUGAAAGAGAAGUAUGGUAACUUGUAUUCCUUGAAGGUGGGGAGUUUUAAAAUCGUCAUUGCCGAGGAUGUGGCUUCAGUGAAAGAAGUGUUGGUGAAGAAAUCGGCUGAUUAUGCUGGAAGACCCCCAUUCCAUAGCUUUGUGAUGUCCACUCUUGGUAAGUACUGCAAUUCCGAAUAACAUGUCUUGCCAAAGUAGGGGUACUAGAGAAAACUGUCGGGCAAGUAGCCGCCCAUGUGGGGGGGGAGGGGAGGGAUAGUGACACAACUAAAAUCCUCCACCCCACCCCCCCACCCCCCUGGUGCUAGAUAAUGAUCGGUCUUUAAAGUCAAUGAAAGAGCUGAGUUUGGACAUUCGUAUCGUUUUUAUGUCGUACUAUAAAUGCGGUAUCUUGACGCUUAUUGGAGCUACGGAAAUCCAUGAAAGUUGUAUAUUUUCUUUUAUUGAAUUCCAGGCGGAAAGGAUAUUGCAUUUGGGAAUUAUGGUCCUGCAUGGAAAUUUCAUCGCAAACUCUUUAUGACAGCGGUGCGAAAGUAUAUCUCAGAUCAGGAGCUGGUUGAAGAAAGAAUCUCUGAGCAAGCAAAAAGGCUACUGCAGUACUUUGAAGAUCAGUGGGGAAAGGUUUUGAUCCUUCACAGAUUUGAUGGAAAGCGUUGCAAACGUCAUCUGUCGGAUCACGUUUGGAAAGCUCUUUGAUUCAUCGCAUCUAGAUUUCCAGAAACUCUUGGAUACAAACAAUAGAGUUUUUACAGACAUUGAAUUGAAUAGUCAGGUAUUAAUGUUAGAUAACUUUCCCAUAGCCAAAUACUUCCCAUUCAAAGCCUACCAAACAGAGAAAGAAAUGACUGAUCGAAUGUUUGAGAUUCUGCACAAUCAGAUAAGGGAACAAGAGAAAGCAUUUGACCCCGAAGCGGAGAUCGAGAACCUUACUGGUAGCCUUUUGAAGGAAAAACUUGGCGCCGAAAAUGAAGUCGGCACUGAGGAGAAAGCAGCCAUUUUGUCCGACGACUAUAUAAUUAACACCAUAUAGGACAUGUUCAGCGCUGGUUACGAGACCGCCAGCACCACUCUUCGUUGGGCCAUCGCUUACUUGGUCCACAAUCCUGGCUGUCAAACAGAGAUUCAGAACCAGUUGGACGAAGAGAGUGGAAGGGACCGAAUGCCAGGUCUGGAUGAUCACCCAAGCCUUCCGCUGGUUCAGGCCACAAUCAUGGAAAUACUUCGCCUCGGAAAUGUCGCUGAAACAGCUCUUCCUCAUUACACUCUAAAAGAUACCACACUUGCAGGGUACCGUGUUCCAAAAGAUACCGUGGUUGUGCCCAAUCUGAUGGCAGUUCACAUGGAUCCAAGCUGCUGGGAGGAUCCAACCAAAUUUAACCCACACCGCCAUAUUGAUGGUGAUGGCCAAGUUGUUACCAACUCUGUAAACUUUCUACCCUUUUCAGCUGGACGUCAGAUUUGUGCUGGCGAAGCACUUGCAAAGGUAAUUCGUGUCAUCAAAUUAUGAUGGGGAAAAUUCAUCUUGUAUGUAACAGAUAUAAUGCAAAUAAUAAGUGAUUAUGUUUGCCUUUCUUUUCUUGCAGGUCGAAUUGUUCUUUUUCCUGUCCCGGAUGUUGCACAAGUUUACCUUCUUGCCCCAAGAAAAUGGUGUUCUUCCUGACCUUAAAGGAGUCGAUGGUUUCACCCGUUUUCCGGCGCCUUACAAUAUAAGGGUUAAAAAACGGCAAUAG
Molecule: messenger RNA, 2660 nt
Organism: Pocillopora meandrina
Lineage: Eukaryota; Metazoa; Cnidaria; Anthozoa; Scleractinia; Pocilloporidae
Source: the annotation of a GenBank genome assembly